This is a messenger RNA of Klebsormidium nitens, 369 nucleotides long. The record is from the annotation of a GenBank genome assembly. NCBI's taxonomy places the organism in Eukaryota, Viridiplantae, Streptophyta, Klebsormidiophyceae, Klebsormidiales, Klebsormidiaceae.
AUGAUGAAAACUCCGAAAGGCGCGCCGAUGAGGCAAACAGGAGCUCCGAAGUGGACGCUGCUGCUCCUGCUCCUAUGCUAUGCAGUGUGCCGGAGUGGAUUCUGCCAGGCGCAAACUGAUCUGGGACCUUCUCAAGUCGGGGACAGAGUGUUCCGGGAGGGCGUAGCAAGCCAAAGUAUUCUCAACCUGACAGAGUUUAUGUCGGCACACCACAUCCAAGGCCGGGAACUGCUUCUCACAGUACUACUUCUGUCCCGCCGGUUCCAGUGGCCCUCUAUGCCAAGCACCGGGCCCGGGCUCCUCCUCCACGUACUACUCAACCUGCAGCAGCCCCAGCCCGUACGGCGCCUGCUGCCAACCAGAUACUAG